Molecule: messenger RNA, 1788 nt
Organism: Colletotrichum lupini
Lineage: Eukaryota; Fungi; Ascomycota; Sordariomycetes; Glomerellales; Glomerellaceae
Exons: 3
Coding region: 1-1788 (595 amino acids)
Biological process (GO): protein polyubiquitination
Molecular function (GO): metal ion binding; ubiquitin protein ligase activity
Source: RefSeq, a predicted model, not a curated record
AUGCCCGUCGGUGUCUCACGUCGGCUCUGCUACGAUGGCACGCCGCUGAAGCUCGUCGGCAUGAUCGCCUCGUCUUCCCUCCCGCCGGUGGUGUCGCCUGCAACACGUCGCACCGCACCCGUCCUGGAGCAACCGGCGAUCGCCCCUCUGUCUCUGUUCUAUACUUCCCACGUUCCCUGCAAAUUCUUCCGGCAAGGAGCCUGUCAAGCCGGCAAUGCCUGCCCCUUCAGUCACGAUCUAGGCUCGGCCGCCGAGAACAUCUGCAAGUACUUUGCAAAGGGCAACUGCAAGUUCGGUCCUAAAUGCGCAAACAUUCACGUUCUCCCCGACGGCCGGCGAAUCAACUAUGGCAAGAAUGGUGUCACGAUUGGAAAUUCUCCGAUAGCCCUCGGCGGACGAAUUAAUCCCACAGCAGCCUCCAACUACCACCCAACCAGUGCUCUCACCUCUGGCUUAUACCGCGAAGGCGUCCCUCCCUAUACAUCGGCGUACCCUUACGGCGGUGACGAGAGACAACAAUCACUGGGUCGCCAACCUAGCCUCGAAAGCGGCCUGCCUACGAUCGAUACCACCUAUUCCCACCCCGGUUCCAAUUACGGCUCGCCCCGCGAUGACGAUGCUUCUAGAUUCGGCCUAGGCUUGUCUCCUGUCAAUGCCAACGGACUGUCAGUACUCGACGCGCCGCUCCCCGCAUCCUUCGACUCGCAGGGUAUGUCUAAUGCCGCCCGAUUCCCCGCUGCGCCGUGGCCUUCCUCCGUCCCUUCCAAAUUCGGCAUCGAGUCCCCCUCGCCCUCUCUGAGCAACGCCAAAGAUUCCCGAACUUCCGAAACUCUCAAGAUGCUUCACACCUCGGCAUUUGGUGGCAGUGAGUAUCUUGCUGCGGCAAACGUCACCGCUUCCAGCAGCCCUCCCGGUCAGCCCGAGGAAUACUUUGGCAAGCGCGCCAUGCAUUCGAGCCGAUACGCAAAGCCAAAGAUGCUCAGCUCGAGCAUGCCCAAGACAUCCGCCGUCGAUCACGAUUGGGAGGCUAAUUUUGGGUUCUUGGAAGAGGAUUGUGUGCCGUCCAACUUGCAGGAUCUCUUGACGCCGACUGAGAAGGCCCGUCGCGGCUCUUUGCGCACUGUUGACGGUGAGCCGGGCAGCGAGAAUGGCACCAAGUUUGGCAGCCCCAUCGGCGGCGCGAGCCCGAGCAGGUGGGGCCCGCUGUUCCAGCGCCAGAAGGAAGAAGAGCUUGGCCACAAGCAUGGACCGUCGGUUUUUGGACAUGUUGGAAGCCCUCUCCGAAACUCGGUGCUCUCGAACGAGAUGGGUCACGGCGGUGCCAUGGCCCGACCAAUUGGCUCCCGUGCCGGCAGCGAGACCAUGUCGGCACUCACACAGCAGCUUCAGCGCACACGGCUGGGUGACGACGGAAGCAGCAGCCCCCACCUGCAUCCUUUGGCGGCAACGGGCCGAGCCCCGAGCAACAACGGUGCUGGGCCCAUUGGCAAGGAACGGGACCGCGCGAUGGAGCGUCAUGUCUCGAGCGGCUCCAUCAGCUCCUCCGUGACGGGACGAUACACGACGCCCAUCGACGAGGAGGAUCCUGCCUUCGUGUUCAACAUGGAGGAAGAGGAAGAUCAGUCGUCGGCGCGGCUCCGGAAGCGUGGCUCGGCCGGUUUUGGGAUCGGUGGUGGUGGAUGGAGCUACGCCAACGCUCUGUCCAACAAAGGUGCACCCUCCGGUUCCGGCUUGGCCAAGGAACAGCGAGAGCCAUCGGUCAGCGUUGAAACCGUUGGCGGGCGUUGA